Messenger RNA from Carcharodon carcharias (great white shark), 1626 nucleotides. It is a transcript of the gene hsbp1b, whose product is annotated as heat shock factor binding protein 1b. The record is from RefSeq and is a predicted model, not a curated record. Gene Ontology annotation, molecular function: transcription corepressor activity. The coding region runs from base 103 to 324 and encodes 73 amino acids. The transcript is spliced from 4 exons. Gene Ontology annotation, biological process: cellular heat acclimation. Gene Ontology annotation, cellular component: nucleus; cytosol. NCBI's taxonomy places the organism in Eukaryota, Metazoa, Chordata, Chondrichthyes, Lamniformes, Lamnidae.
GUGAAUUCUCGCGAGAUCCCGGCGCUGGCGGUGAGGAAGGUGUCGCUCAGCCACGGGGGUUGUUGUGGUAACUGAGCUGCUGAGGAUUUAGGCUUAACGAACAUGUCGGAGACGGACCCAAAGACGGUGCAGGAUCUGACCGCUGUGGUUACCACAUUGCUCCAACAGAUGCAGGACAAAUUUCAGACAAUGUCUGACCAGAUCAUUGGUAGAAUUGAUGAGAUGAGUGCUCGCAUCGAUGACCUAGAGAAAAACAUUGCUGACCUCAUGACACAAGCAGGAGUUGAAGAAAUAGAAGGAGGAGAAAACAAGGCUCCCAAGUAACUUGAAGAGGAUGGUGGAAGGUGUUUUCUUUACACCUAUUCAGCUUAUUUACUUAAUUCAAGAGUUUGUGCUGUGCUAAAUGCAUUUUUAUAUUGAAAAUAAUGGGUGUAUUAACAGCUGUAUUUGAAUUGUCUUUUGUAAGAAAAUGUAUUGCUUAAAAUUUAAUACACAUUCGGGAAUUGUAAAAUUGUUUAAAAAUUGGGUACCAGAUGUUAAAUUUUUCUAAGUGGAAGACAAUUUUGAUGUAGCUAAUUAAACUUCAUUCUCUGACAACAGAGAUAUUUUAAAUAUUUUUCAUUAAAUUAUUCACACAACACUGUUUUGAAAUUAAGUUGGUUGAAGAUCCAUUUGGAACUAUAUUUGUGCCAUUGUUAUGUUUUUUUCCAUUUGAUAUUUUCAGUAAAAGACCAUGAAGGCCCAAUUUUCUUCCUUUUGAUAUUGUGUAUAAGCCAGCCCAGUGUUGUCUCAUAGAAAAUACCAUAAUUGUAGGGCAACUCCUAUUGCUAAGCACGCAACGCACCUGUUACUACCCUAGUGAUGCAGUGAUGGAUUGCUCUUAAUGGUAAUGUACUUUGCGAGUGGUUUUGUAAGUUUAUUCUAAAUGUUGGCUUUACUGUCUUAUGAAUAAUUCUCAAGCAAGAUUGCUCUAAAAUGUGAGUGCCUGUGCUUAAAUUGUUAGUGGACACCAUAUAUUUUUCAAUGAGUUAAAAUACUGAGUUAGCAAUUAUAACCAACUUAAAGGUACUGACAUUUUAUUAGUAACAGGAUAUUCUAAAUGGUGAAGGGGUAGAAUUUUCACUAUUUGUCGAAAGUUACUUGUGAGAUUGUUACACAUGUAUGAAUCAUUUUUAAAAAAAGAAUUGUUUUUUUUGAAUGCAUUAAGCAUCUAUCUGCAAUAGAAAUUCUGGCAUAAUUUCGCUCAUGGGACUGAUCACUGUUAAUGUGGAUUUUUUUCAAAAUGGCCUAAACUGUUUAAUUGGAGCAAGUACAUUGAUUCAAUGAUCUCAUAAUACUUUGGUUAUUAAACAAUUGACCUUCUGUACUGCUAUGUACAUGUUAAAAUACAGUGUAUGUGUGUAAAAGUGUUCAUCAUUUAUUUUUACUACGUUGCUCCUGACUUCUUGUGCUUGGCACUCUACAAUGUGUUUGACUUUCUCUUGACAUUCUCUGUCAUAGCUCCAGCUAGUGUUUAAGCAGAAUGUUUGGAAAUUGUAAUAAAAUGUAUAAAUCAUUAGCCCAAGAGUCAGCCUAAUCUAAAGGUGAUGGAUACUCUGGUGUUGAUUUAUAUGGUAUUUCAGGUUA